Molecule: messenger RNA, 534 nt
Organism: Hyposmocoma kahamanoa
Lineage: Eukaryota; Metazoa; Arthropoda; Insecta; Lepidoptera; Cosmopterigidae
Exons: 3
Coding region: 1-534 (177 amino acids)
Source: RefSeq, a predicted model, not a curated record
AUGAAUAGACUCGCUGACGAGCUGAGCAGCUCUAUGGUCGGAUGUCAUAUUGACGGAGUCUGUGUUAAUAAUAUAAGUUACGCUGACGACAUGGUGCUGCUCAGCCCAUCGAUUAGAGCACUUAUGUCUUUGUUGCAAAUUUGUGAGUCAUACGCUCAUACGCCCAUGGACUCAGGUACUAAAUGUUACAAUAUUAUGCCUAAUGUAACACUUUGCGGUGCUCCUUUGAAAGUAGUUUCGAGGUUUAAGUACUUGGGUCACUGGAUCACGGAUGACCUUUCUGACAACGUCGACAUCGAGAGGGAGCGUAGGUCUCUGUGGGUCAUCUAUACGCGAAGGACAUACAACGGCCUGCGCGUACAAUACAACAAUGCGUUCCGGGUGUUGCUGGGGCUGCCGCGCUACUGCAGCGCCUCGGGUAUGUUCGCGGAAGCGGGGAACCACGGACGGGUUUGUAGCCAUCAUGCGCAAGAGGUGCGCCACGACUCGUCGAUGUUCGCUCAUUGGAUGCGACUGCAUACCGCCGUUGCAUAG